AUGGCGGUACGCAACACCUACCCCAUCUACCGCUUCAGCGAUGUGCGCGUCCUCCUAAACGUUGGCACCUUGCUGGUGGCCAUUUGCGCCGUCCUGGUCGCUCUGCGCUUUGCCUCGCGCAUCGUUCGCCAGCAGCGCCUUGGCGCCGAUGACUGGUGCUCCCUUGUGGCUCUGUCCGGCGUUAUCCAGCUGAUCGUCCAUUGUUACCUAUGGGCCCUCUGGGGCAUGGGCAUGCAUAUGGCUGAGAUUGGCAUACCCAAUGUCUCCGCAAACUUCAAAGUCCUAGUAGCCUUUGAGUUCGUCUACGGCCUCUCCAUUGCCGCAGUCAAGUGCUCCUACCUGGCUUUCUACCUGCGCGUCUUCCCCCAGAAGCGUUUCCAAACAGCCGUUUACUGGUGUCUGGGUCUCAUCGUGGCCAUUUUCAUCGCCAACGCGCUCCAGAUCUUCUUAAUAUGCCGUCCUGUUGCCGGAAACUGGGAUCCGCUUAUCCCUGGCCUGGUUUGCGGCAGCAGGCCAAUCAGCUUCGCCAUCAUCGGCGCUUUGAACAUGGUCACCGACCUCAUCAUCAUCCUCCUGCCUCUGCCGCUGGUGCUUGGCCUGCAGAUGGACCGACGCACCAAAUGGGGCUUGUGUCUGAUGUUCGGCCUGGGGUUUUCCAUUACCGCAGUUUCCAUCAUCCGCAUGCUCGUCAUGCUCCACCUUGACUUCUACGACAUGACAUACUCGAUGCAGCCGUCGGCUGCGUGGACAGUCCUCGAGACUACCAUCUCCAUCAUCAACUCUUGCAUCCCGAUGCUGCGGCCGAUCCUGAUGCACGCGGUGGCACGCGUGCGCAAGCAUGUACCUUGCUCCAACAAAACCGGCAGCAAGAGCGCCGGCGCGCUCUCCUCGGAGGGCGGGUUCUCAUUGCACGGAUUCAAGAGCGGUAAGAGGAACGGGGUGGGUGGCGAGGGGGAUUUUGAUCGUAUUUCGGAUAAGACGGCGACGUCAAAAAAGGGAGGGAAGAAAGAGGUCGGCAUUGACACGAUGAUUGACGAGGAGUUGCGGAGGGAUGUCGAGGCGGGGCGAGUGGACACUACUACAGCGGGGUGGGAGGAUGGUGGGAGUGAAAGACGGAUAUUACAUGGAUAAUGCGUCGUUGUGCAUGUUUCCCUCCUUUUUGUGAAAAAAAAGAAAAA
Aplosporella prunicola CBS 121167 is the source of this 1178-nucleotide messenger RNA. RefSeq lists its product as uncharacterized. Bases 1 to 1131 code for a protein of 376 amino acids. The transcript is spliced from 4 exons. The record is from RefSeq and is a predicted model, not a curated record. NCBI's taxonomy places the organism in Eukaryota, Fungi, Ascomycota, Dothideomycetes, Botryosphaeriales, Aplosporellaceae.